Messenger RNA from Nestor notabilis (Kea), 1171 nucleotides. It is a transcript of the gene MEMO1, whose product is annotated as mediator of cell motility 1. Bases 1 to 606 code for a protein of 201 amino acids. The transcript is spliced from 6 exons. Lineage: Eukaryota; Metazoa; Chordata; Aves; Psittaciformes; Psittacidae. The record is from RefSeq and is a predicted model, not a curated record.
AUGCGGGGUAUACCUAUUGUGGAUCUUGUGCUGCCCACGCUUACAAACAAGUGGAUCCUAAUAUUACCCGAAAAAUUUUCAUUCUUGGGCCUUCCCACCACGUGCCCCUUUCCCGAUGUGCACUUUCCAGUGUGGACAUUUAUAGAACACCUCUGUAUGAUCUCCGAAUUGACCAAAAGAUUUAUGGAGAAUUGUGGAAGACUGGAAUGUUUGAGCGUAUGUCCCUACAGACAGAUGAAGAUGAACACAGUAUUGAAAUGCAUUUGCCUUACACUGCUAAAGCCAUGGAAAGGUCAGAGGUUCCGUUACAGUUACUAUGAUGAAUCCCAAGGAGAAAUUUAUAGAUCCAUUGAGCACCUAGAUAAAAUGGGUAUGAGCAUUAUAGAGCAGCUAGAUCCUGUAUCUUUUAGCAAUUACUUGAAGAAAUACCAUAAUACAAUAUGUGGAAGACAUCCUAUUGGCGUAUUAUUAAACGCUAUCAAUGAGCUCCAGAAGAAUGGGAUGAAUAUGAGCUUUUCAUUUUUGAAUUAUGCUCAGUCAAGCCAGUGUCGAAACUGGCAAGACAGCUCAGUGAGUUAUGCAGCUGGAGCACUUAUGGUCCACUGAACCACUGAAUGCUCAGGGAUGGCACCUGCACACACUCUGUAUACGGGGUCCCAGCCUAGCCCUUACAAAGAUACGGUCCCUGGUCUUUGGGUAUACUGAAACCUCAAACUAAUAGAACUCUUCUUUUCUAGUAGGUGUAGUCCUUCCUUAGUUUCAACUCAUUUAAAAAUGCUUUCUUGUUUAGGACAGUGGAAGGAAGGCUGGUAUCAAAACAUUUUGUGAUUUAUUUUUUUUUUCUUUGGGGGGGGGGGAAGAUAAUGGCUAUGAAGACAUGGUGGCAGACAGUCCUUACAAAAUACAUGUAAAGCAUUUACCGUAUCCUAAAUUUGCACUCUUUGCAGACCUGUGCACAUAUACUCAGCUUUCAGACUAGUUUUGCAAGUUGUAAACAGAAAAGGAGUGGAAGCUCUUGAAUGAAAGAGAAAAAAAAAAAAAGGAAAACAAUGCAUUUAUAAAUGAUCCUGUAUUAGAAUAUAAUAAAACUCCAGUAUAGUCAGUUACUACCCGUGAUGUACAACAGAUAUCUUCUAUUUUAGUUGCUAAUAAAGGGCUACACAAACCAAAA